CACCGUUUUUCUGAAUUUAAACAAAACAUUAUAAUUUUAACUUUUAAGAGAGCAGUAUCUUAUCGGGAAUAUUUGGGGUAAUCUAUUUUAAUAAUUGAUAAUAGAAAGUGCUUUUUCGACGUUUCUUAUUGUGUAUUGGUGAAGGUACAGUAGUUAUAACGGUCCAUGAAAUUUCAGGCUCUUCUGCUGGGUUACGUUGAUGUAUCAUAACCGAAUGGUUUAUUCACAAACUUAUUCAUUGUUUUGGAAAAAGUUAAGUGUUACGGUUUACCGUACCAUAUUAUUGAAAGAAGGUCAAGGAAUCAUAAAACCCAAAUCGAAAAUUCGAAACGAUUGCAGAGAUGCCGGGUGCAUUGUCGCGCGGAUGCACCGUGCGGCGUGCACAGCAGCCGUUUCCGGUUGCCGUCAGUCCAAUGAAUCCAUUUCAUUCAUAUUGGGAAAUCGAUUAUUUCUGUGCUCAUGGGCCACGCUAAACAUCCGGGACGCGUCAGCUUGGUCGUGUGUUUAUCAGGCAUUUGGUUUUUUCGUUGAUUCCCCGGAUCCGUUAAUUCUCCUUCCAUAAUGGCCACUCCGACCUACGUCCGUGAUCUCAAAGACAUGCCCGGGAACGCGCACAAUCCCUUUUUAAUCCCGGGCGCCAAGGAGGCCCCGCGCGACAUCUUCCUCUUCGUCCCGAAUCUCAUCGGGUAUUUCCGCGUGAUAGCCGCCCUCAUCAGCUUCUACUACAUGCCCUUCAGUCCGUACCUGGCCUUUUGGUGGUACAUGGCCAGCGCCCUGGCCGACGCUCUCGACGGCUACGCGGCGCGCUACCUGAAGCAGACCAGUCGGGUGGGCGCUCUCCUGGACAUGCUGACGGAUCGCUGCGCCACCAACUGUCUGAUUAUGGUGCUGGGCCAUUUCUAUCCCAAGUGGAUGGUGCUGUUCCAGAGUAUUGUGGCGCUGGAUAUCACCAGUCACUGGAUCCACAUGUACAGCGCCAUGCUGAAGGGGACCGUCUCGCACAAGAUUAUUGAUCUCGCGGCGCACCCGCUCUUGAGGAUCUAUUACAGCUCUCGCACGGUGUUAUUUUGGAUGUGUGCUGGAAACGAAGUAUUCUACGCCGCGUUGUACAUGCUGCACUUCACCAGUGGCCCGGGAAUAUUCUUUGGAUGGGGUCCGGGAUUAUUUACCACCCUAGCCAUUUUGUGCACUCCGGUGGCAGUUGUCAAAGCCGGUAUCAGUGUCAUCCAGCUGAUUGCAGCCAUGCGCAACGUGGCCUCCUUCGAUGUGGAGGAGCGCGCCGAAGUGGCGCGAACGGAUCGGGAGAAGAGCAAACCGUGAAUGUUCGUCAUGCGGCGUUAUAUGGUCGUUUUAUCUCAUAUUUACAAAGAUAUUGUUGCUCCAUUGAAAGGAUUCCUACAUUUCAGAAUGUUUAUGACUGCCAAGAGGUUUUAUUUUGUUUGACGGACGGCGUCGUUCCAUUGUGGCGUGAAAAGUAUUGUGCUAUCAAGCCCGGUGGCAGAUAUUGCUAGUCUAUCACACUGCUACAUAUCAAACUCCUACGAAUCUUGACUAGUCUAAUGGGUAAUUUGUGAUGUAAUUUUAUUAUGUUGUUAUUAAGCUUUAUGAUUCCGAUUUAUUACUAAAAGCUUCGCUGUUCAAACUGUACUUGGUCCAUUUUGAAGUUUGAAAAGAGGAAGAUAGGUACUGGCAUUAGUCAUCAGCUAUUAAAGCUACCAAAGUUAUCA
This is a messenger RNA of Paramacrobiotus metropolitanus, 1727 nucleotides long. Its product is annotated as CDP-diacylglycerol--inositol 3-phosphatidyltransferase-like. Gene Ontology annotation, molecular function: CDP-diacylglycerol-inositol 3-phosphatidyltransferase activity. The record is from RefSeq and is a predicted model, not a curated record. The transcript is spliced from 3 exons. Gene Ontology annotation, cellular component: Golgi apparatus; membrane. Bases 562 to 1320 code for a protein of 252 amino acids. NCBI's taxonomy places the organism in Eukaryota, Metazoa, Tardigrada, Eutardigrada, Parachela, Macrobiotidae. Gene Ontology annotation, biological process: phosphatidylinositol biosynthetic process.